Messenger RNA from Aspergillus costaricaensis CBS 115574, 3194 nucleotides. RefSeq names its product putative RNA polymerase II mediator complex subunit Nut1 (gene nut1). Gene Ontology annotation, biological process: regulation of transcription by RNA polymerase II. The transcript is spliced from 6 exons. Gene Ontology annotation, molecular function: transcription coregulator activity. Lineage: Eukaryota; Fungi; Ascomycota; Eurotiomycetes; Eurotiales; Aspergillaceae. Gene Ontology annotation, cellular component: mediator complex. The coding region runs from base 93 to 3194 and encodes 1033 amino acids. The record is from RefSeq and is a predicted model, not a curated record.
GUGAACGUGUAAAUUGAGUUCCAAUAUAUAGCUUCCCGCAUGCUUGCUAUGCACUGCGCAAAGCCAGGUAAUCUCGAGAAAAUAUCUGGAACAUGACAUCCUCCGAACAAUGGGGGACAUUCCUCCAACAAUGUUUGCUCCACCGGAUCGAUGCCGCGGAGUUCAAGAACCUCACGCGGCUGCUGAUGCAGCGCUAUCCCAUUGGUGAAGCCCAGCUACUCGAUGUAUUGCUGGAGACGCGCCUCGCAACGGGGAUUAAAUGGGAUCCUCUGCCCCCUUUGUAUAUUGACUGUCUGUGCAAGAUGGGUUUGGUGCGAACUUCGACGAUGUUGAAUUCGCUGCUCAAGCAUUCGUCUAUUCAUGAUAAGAUGCCGUCGGCGGGUGGUUCGGAGGCGAAUGCUGCUGCUGCUGUGCAGGGAAAGCAGAAGCGGAAGUGUUAUACCCUGAUGACGGAUAUCAGGGUUGUUCAGGAUGCUAUGCUUUCUGUUUCGACGGGCACUGCUUCGAAGACUUUUGCUGAGGCGUUGAGUAUCUUUGCGUCGAUAGUGGAUUGGAUUCAGGCGGUUGUGGCUUGGCAUAAUAGUCAUUUGGAUACCAGUCAUCAGACGGGAGGGUUGAUGAGUUCGCCUGAUGCGGUGUCGUUGUUUGAGAGUCUCGGGAUUCUACUUGCGGCGCUUUCGGGGACGGCUAAGGGGUUGGAGGUUCUUUCGGCGGAUUCUCAUGAAGCGUUGAAGAUAAAGCUUGGACAGGCUUUGUCGGCGUAUCUUCCCCUCUGUGUGGAAGUAUCCCUGCCGCUCCGUAACCGGUUGGAUAGCUUGCAGAAGGAGUUCAAUCUGUUUGGAGAGCCUCCGUCGAAAGCGUUGGAUGUUUCUAUGAUGGAAAAUGUCAAUGUCAAUGCCCUUCAGUUUGAGGACUCGGUCAUGGACGGGCCUGUGAUUAAUUCGAGAGCAGGUCUCUAUGUGUAUAUCAAUGCGAUGCUUGUGGGCCGCCCCUUGGUGGAUGAUAGCAUGCUGCUCAAUUUCUUGUCGAAUAGAUACGGCGGCCACUAUCAAGUUCUCAUCGAGGAGCUCAUAACGGCAACGUUCGAUGUCCUCUCAAAUGCUAGCUACCGCAACGAGUCUAGCCGAACAAUGUUCUUGUUCCGCUCGUUUUUGGUGAACAAGCUCCCCACCUUCAUCGCGGCCAUGUUGGCAGCCUCUAUUGUGUCAUUGCCGUUGCCGAUGGAGCUUUGCAUCAGCCAUGCUUUGAGCCGGCUAGACCCAAACACAUUCCCAUCGUUCUCGCAGAUGUUCGCUAUGCAAAGCAACACGGUCUUAUCCGAUGUGCGACAAGAGUUCCUGUUCGCGUGUGCCUCGCACAAGUUGAUUCCCGAGUCGAGUAUUGAGCGCCUGUUGGGCGAGAAUCCAAUGCAGACUCUUCCCGUCGGUGGCCCUUACAACAAGGAUGAGCUCGUCUCGCAGAUCAAUGCCAAUCCGGAGCGUGCAGAGCAGUUGAUCAACGAGAUAGAGUCAAUGGAGGGCAACGCAGGUGCGAUAGUGGGUGCUAUUACAGAUGUCAUGCACCAUCUCUGCAAUCAAAAAGAGACGAUGACGUUGAAAAACAUUUGCAACUCACUCUCCCGUCGGCCGCAGGCUCUGGACGUGAUUUUGCUCUUCCGGAGCUUGAAGCAAGUACUUCAACCGCUCUGCGCUUUGCUAGACGCCUGGCACUGGGACGAGGACCAGGGCGAGAGUCAACCGGUCUACGACGAGUUCGGAAGCAUUCUUCUGCUCGUGCUGACCUUCAAGUUCCGAUACGAUCUGCGACCGCAAGACAUGGGAAUCGGAGGUAGCAGCUCCUUCGUCCUGCGACUGCUCGAGAACGGCUUCUGCAGCCAGAAGCUUGACGACCUCAGCGAGAAGCAGAACAAGAACCUUGGGUCUUGGAUCAACGCCCUAUUUAUGGCCGAGGGAAUCAGCGAAGAGACCAUGUCCGCCUGCAGUCCACAGGAAUUCUACAUGCUAGUGACAACACUCUUCAACCAAAGUCUCAGCGCAUGCGAAGCAGGAAAGCUCGACUUCGACACCCUCAAGGGCGGCUUCGAAUACCUCCUCGAACCCUUCCUCCUCCCAUCCCUCAUCCUCGCCCUAAACUGGCUCGGCAACCACAUCUGGGAAUCCGAAAGCGACCCCUCCAUCCCCCUCAAAGCCCUCCACUCCCUCAUAAGCCCAAGCUCCAUCUCCGGCGAAGCCAAAGAAAUCCACCGAACCGUCCUCAACAUCACCGCGCGCUCCCUCGAAGAACAACUCAAGAGCAUCCGCGCCCGCCAACCCGACGACACCAUCAAACCCAUCCUCGAGGCCCUCGAACCCCACCUCUCCUUCCAACGCAGCGGCAGCACCCGCCGCAGCGAGCUCGAGUCCUGGACCGCCCACACCCCCGGCGGCCUCCUCGCCAGCAUCCGCAGCACCUUACAAUCGCUCAUCCUCUGGAGCACCAGCCCAGACAUGAGCAUGGCCCCUCAAUCCUACACCCACCGCCAAUUCAUCGCAGGCAUCCACAUCCAAGGCUCCAUGCGCGUACUUUGCGCCCUAAUCGACGAACUCAAACUCCAAGCCACCACCUCCCCCACAAACACUACAGGCAGCAGCGACCUCGCCCUCGACAUCGCAGCCACCAUGAUCUGCGCCCCGCUGGCUGACUCCUUCGCCGUCGACCAAAACACCUACUCCCCUCACCACCACAUCGACCCUACCAACACGACCAAAGAACUCCCCCCGCGUAACCCCAUCCUCACCCCCCGCGGCGCCCUCUACCAGUUACACGACUCCGUCCCCAAGAUCUGCGAAAGGGAUCCCCUCCGCGCGGAAAUCAUCGUGCGGCUCUGGCGCCGUGUCAACGCGGCCCUUACUCCGCCCUCGCAGCUCGACAUGAACAACAUCAUUCAGAACAUGCAGCUCGGCGUUGGUGUAGGUGGACCGGGACAAAUGGACCUAGAUACCUCCGGGGCAGGCGGCCACGAAGAGGAGAGUACGAUCAACCAGAUGCUGGAUAAUGCUGUCGCGGCGGGAAUGGAUGGUGGUGGGGGAGCAGGAGGCAUGGGCGGGAUGGGAAGUGGAGGGUUGGAUACGAGUAUUGAUGAUGUGUUGAAUGCGGCGGAUAUGGCGGUGGGGAAUCCCGAGUUUUUGGAUUUGGAUAUGGAGGGGUUGUUUUAG